This is a messenger RNA of Myotis brandtii (Brandt's bat), 3403 nucleotides long. It is a transcript of the gene FOXN1, whose product is annotated as forkhead box N1. The coding region runs from base 138 to 2225 and encodes 695 amino acids. Gene Ontology annotation, molecular function: transcription cis-regulatory region binding; DNA-binding transcription factor activity, RNA polymerase II-specific. Lineage: Eukaryota; Metazoa; Chordata; Mammalia; Chiroptera; Vespertilionidae. Gene Ontology annotation, biological process: regulation of transcription by RNA polymerase II. The record is from RefSeq and is a predicted model, not a curated record. The transcript has 10 exons.
UGUCAAACAAGAGCCAAGGAGCAAACUAGCUUCUUAGUCACCUUGCUCUUCUCCCCGUUUUGGCAGCAGCCCCUCGGGGCAAGGGGAAGCUGAUAUCAUAAUUAUUGGCUCACCCAGCAACUGCCUCCCCUCACCUGAUGUCAGCACAGACCCGGGACGGCCGAGCUGACGGACUGACAGACGGACUGAGCUCUUGGCCCCCCAGCCUCGGGGCCCCACGCCGACCUGCUUCAUUGAGCAGCUCAAGGGAGACGCAGGAAGUGGCCGGCUUUCUUCGAGGCCAGGACUGGGUGAUGGUGUCGCUACUCCCGCCGCAGUCUGACGUCACGCUGCCGGGCCCCACCAGACUGGAGGGCGAGCCCCAAGGGGACCUCAUGCAGGCCCCGGGCCUCCCAGGCUCGCCUGCCCCACAGAGCAAGCAUGCCGGCUUCAGCUGCUCGUCAUUUGUGCCCGAUGGCCCUCCGGAGAGGGCACCCUCACUGCCCCCACACAGCCCCAGCAUCGCUUCACCAGGCCCUGAGCAAGUCCACUGCACGGCGGGUCCUGGCCCCAGCCCUUUCCGGCUCUCACCCUCAGACAAGUACCCCGGCUUCAGCUUUGAAGAGGGCCCGGCCAGCAGUCCCGGGCGCUUCCUCAAGGGCGGCCACGUGCCUUUCCACCCGUACAAGCGGCAUUUCCAGGAGGACAUCUUCCCCGAGGCCCAGACUGCCCUGGCCCUUGAUGGACACGCCUUUAAGACCCCGGGGGUGCUGGAGGCCUUUGAAGAGAUCCCUGUGGAUGUGGGGGAGGCUGAGGCCUUCCUGCCUGGCUUCUCAGCAGAGGCCUGGUGCAAUGGGCUCCCCUACUCCAGCCAUGAGCACAGCCCCCAGGUCCUGGGGUCGGAAGUCAAGGUCAAGCCCCCAGCUCUGGAGACUGGUCCUGGCAUGUACUGCUUCCAGCCCCCCUUGCAGCACAUGUACUGCCCCUCCCAGCCUCCCUUCCACCAGUACUCACCAGGUGGCGGCAGCUACCCUGUACCCUACCUGGGCUCCCCACACUAUCCGUACCAGCGGAUUGCACCCCAGGCCAGCACUGAUGGGCACCAGCCACUCUUCCCCAAACCCAUCUACUCCUACAGCAUCCUCAUCUUCAUGGCCCUUAAGAACAGUAAAACUGGGAGCCUUCCUGUCAGCGAGAUCUACAAUUUUAUGACGGAGCACUUCCCAUACUUCAAGACGGCGCCCGAUGGAUGGAAGAAUUCUGUCCGCCAUAACCUCUCUCUCAACAAAUGCUUCGAGAAGGUGGAGAACAAAUCGGGAAGCUCCUCUCGCAAGGGCUGCCUGUGGGCCCUCAAUCCAGCCAAGAUCGACAAGAUGCAGGAGGAGCUGCAGAAGUGGAAGAGGAAAGACCCCAUAGCUGUGCGCAAGAGCAUGGCCAAGCCAGAAGAGCUGGACAGCCUCAUUGGAGACAAGAGGGAGAAGCUGGGCACCCCACUCCUGGGCUGCCCACCCCCUGGGCUGGCAGGCUCAGGCCCCAUCCAGCCCCUGGCACCUCCAGUUGGGCUCUCCCAGCCGCUGCACUCAAUCCACCCAGCUCCAGGCCCCAUUCCUGGCAAAAACCCCCUGCAGGACCUACUUGGGGGCCACGCGCCCUCCUGCUAUGGGCAGACAUACUCACACCUCUCACCGGGCCUGGGCCCUCCUGGACCUCCGCAGCCAUUGUUCCCGCAGCCAGAUGGUCACCUUGAGCUGCGGGCCCAGCCAGGCACCCCCCAGGACUCGCCUCUGCCGGCCCACACCCCACCCAGCCACAGCACCAAGCUGCUGGCUGAGCCUUCCCCAGCCAGGACCAUGCAUGACACCCUGCUGCCAGACGGAGAUCUCGGCACUGACCUGGAUGCCAUCAAUCCCUCGCUCACCGACUUUGACUUCCAGGGAAACCUGUGGGAACAGCUGAAGGAUGACAGCUUGGCCCUCGACCCCUUGGUACUGGUGACCUCAUCCCCGACAUCAUCUGCAAUGCCGCCACCUCCCCACUGCUUCCCUCCAGGGCCCUGUCUGGGAGAGACAGGCAGUGGGGCGGGUGACUUGGCAUCACCAGGCAGCGGGGGCUCGGCAGCCCUGGGUGACCUGCACCUCACCACCCUCUACUCAGCCUUCAUGGAGCUGGAGCCCCCGCCCCCCACGGCCCCCGCUGGCCCCUCUGUGUACCUCAGCCCCAGCUCCAAGCCCAUGGCCCUAGCAUGAGCCAUGCCCGGCAGCAGCUCCAGCCUUGGCCUGGCCUGGAGGUCCCCGCUGGCCGCCCACAUCGGGCUCACCUUAAAGGUCAAAGAAGGAAAACUCUCCCUGUCCCCUCUGCCACGAAGCCAACUUGUUUGUUAGCUGACAGCCAGGGGUGGAGACACCACCCAGGAUGCUACCCCUCACACAUUUCUGCUGCCCGGUGCCAGCUCCUCACUCAGAGCCCCUGAGAACAAGUGUCUGGGCAAAAAAAUUCACCCGCUCUCACUCAUCCACACUCAAGCCUCCCUGCACCUGUGCCCGUGCGUACACACUGUCAUUCAGACAUACACCCACCCCCGCGCCUUCUAUCCUGAGGAACCGGAACUACGUCACAGAGCCUGACUUGCUUUCGGGGGCAGCUGAGAGCUUUGGUGACCUCCAUGCAGGCCCAAGACCACCCUGACCACUAUUUUGACGCCCACAUUCUCUUUGGGCCUGGCCCCCUCCAGGCAUGAUCUUCCCCGAAGUCGAGGUAUUUAUUCUCCCAUCUUCAUUCCAGCAGCCUGUGAGGGAGGAGGAGACACGGAGCCUUCCUCUCCCCACGUUGCCCGGGGACUCCCCAGGGGGCUGCUGUUUAGCAGCACCGACUCUGCCCAUCCUCAGCACAUGCUCUGUCUAGCCCCAGGUGACACACAGGAGGGACCAUGUCCACCCCAGGCCCAAACUGAGCCCAAUUCCGACACAAAGUGUUUGGAAAAGCCCCUGCCCUUGGAAACUUGAAAGUAUCCUCUCCUCCCAGCCCUGGGUGUAGGCAGGGCCCCUCCAAGUCAUUUUGGUCUCACUCCUUCUCUAUAAGCUCAUGUAGUUUAGGCCCCAGCUUACUAAUUACUUCCAACGGUCUGAGGCAGCCUGGGCAUUCAGGGAAGGGAAGCCUGGCACAGGCUGACGGGGAGCACCCAUGUCCCCUCUCUCUGACUGCUUGACAGACCUGGGAUGCCCUUGGAGCUGGGGGCGUGGCCCUGUUGCCUGCCAGGCCCUACCUGGGAGCCCAACCCCCACCACGUGGGAACCUCAGCCUACCCUGGGCCUGGGGACGACAAGAACCCACAGAGUUUGGCCUCAGGAGAGGCACAGGCAGAUCCCUCAAUGGCCUGCCAUUGUCCCUUGCCCUGGAACAAUAAAGCAAGUGCCAUGUGGUCUCA